Messenger RNA from Cynara cardunculus var. scolymus (artichoke), 797 nucleotides. RefSeq names its product cysteine proteinase inhibitor B-like. The coding region runs from base 121 to 501 and encodes 126 amino acids. The transcript has a single exon. NCBI's taxonomy places the organism in Eukaryota, Viridiplantae, Streptophyta, Magnoliopsida, Asterales, Asteraceae. Gene Ontology annotation, molecular function: cysteine-type endopeptidase inhibitor activity. The record is from RefSeq and is a predicted model, not a curated record.
GCCAACAAACUCCGUGCCUGUAGUUUUCCGAAAACACACGCCGCUGCCUAUAUAAACCAAUUCCUCCCUUCAAAUCAACCCAAAUUUCGCAUAUUUUAGCCUAUAAAUCUUCAAUUCGCCAUGUCCAGAAGCACGAUCUUAACCUUCUCCCUCGUGAUUUUCUUCCUUUUCGUCUCGAGUUGUGUCGUGAAUGGAAUUCCAGGAGGUAGGACGAAGAUAGAAGACGUGAAGACGAACAAGGAGGUUCAGGAACUAGGAAGUUAUUCGGUGGAUGAGUACAAUAAGUUACAACGAAGCCAGAAGGGCGGUGCCGGAGAUCUGAAGUUUUCGAAGGUGGUGUCGGCGGAGUCGCAAGUGGUGUCGGGGAUCAAGUACUACUUGAAAAUCGAAGCGGUGUCGAAAUCGGGGGUUUCGAAGAUUUUCGAUGCGGAGGUGGUGGUUAAACCAUGGAUGCAUUCAAAGCAGUUGCUGAAUUUCAAACCUUCACCGGCGAGGAAAUAGGGUAAUCUAUGAAUUUGUUCUGUUUCUUCAGAAUCGUCGAGAUCUGUUGAGUAAUGUUCUUGUUGUGACUUGGUUUUAUAAAUAAAUCUAUGGAUCUAUCGAAUUAUUCGAGUAUUCACGUUGAAUAUGAAGAUUAGGGUUUAAAGCGUCGAUCUGAAGGUACCGACCGAUACCGUUGUCCACCAUGGCCAUCGGUUUCAAUGGCGGCAGGAAUGUUGUUUUAUUUAUUUCUGUGUUAUUUUAUUGUAUGUUGUUUGGAGUUAAUUUAUUAAUGUUUGAAGAAUGUUGUUUGGUUA